Lineus longissimus is the source of this 2581-nucleotide messenger RNA. RefSeq lists its product as uncharacterized. The record is from RefSeq and is a predicted model, not a curated record. NCBI's taxonomy places the organism in Eukaryota, Metazoa, Nemertea, Pilidiophora, Heteronemertea, Lineidae. Bases 421 to 1497 code for a protein of 358 amino acids. The transcript is spliced from 3 exons.
UUGUAUUGGUGUGGAUAUGUGUCCUGACUAAUCCCUUAGGCCUGCGAUAUCAGACAAGACAUUUACCCACCAUUUCAUUUGCUAACGACGCGUGGGGUGAAUACCUCAUACAUCUAAAACUUUUAUACUGUUUACUACUCUUCAAGAUUCUUCCUUUUAUUGUCUCAUGUCAGUCACUAUCAGGACUUGGUCAUAAAUCAAUGCUUUAUGAAGAUUGUGACAAUUUACUUUCGAUUUGAUAAACUUUCAAUUCGAGUUUGAGAACAGAACACUGUUGAUACUGACUCGGUUUUUUAUCUCCGUUUUGGGCGCUUGGAUUUAUCUACGUUUGGCCUACGUUUGGUCUUCUACGUUUGGUCUGUGUUUGGCCUACGUUUAUGGUCUUCAUUUGUAUCAUCUGCAUUUGACCCGCCCUUGGAUAUGACGGCGAAUGACAUGGCCAUGAAGUCACUUGGAGAAAAGCUAGACAUUGUGGAGCGGAUCAUGGCCUACAUCAGUCCUCCAAAGAUGCAGCGAGGUACCAUGUACCCGGUGCGUUCCAAAGCUCGAGCAGACGACAACGUACCUUUCCGAGACUUGAUGGCGGCCAUUGUUGACAGGCAGGAUCUCAAUGCUAAAUAUCUCCAAAGGCUGGCUGAGGAGAGGAAACGAGGCCCUCUACCUGGAAAAGGGAACGGACAGACGCCACAAAAUCGUGUAAAUAAACAGAUGGUGUUAGAUCCUUCAGCUAAAACUCCACAGGUUGUCACAGAAAAUCAUCACAGUUUCCCCAAGAUCGAGCAGACGACGAAACAGAAGAAAAAGGAACCAAAUGGGAUAAGUUACUCGGAUCACGAGAAGUCCCCGUAUGACAAGAUGGAGGCCGUCCGAUCGUACGCGCGUCGGCGGGAACAGAUUGUGACACACGAGAAGAGCGAGCAGGCAGUGAGGGGACAGAAACCGUCGGAGCUUUUGGACGCCGCUUCGGUUGACUCCGGUUGUAGCUCGGAUAAAUCCACCGACGGAGACAUGAAGCGGGUGGAGCGAAUUCUUCAGAGUAUUCACGUGGGGAGGACGAGAGCUGGUGGUUUACCGAAGGACGCGCGCGCCGCCAGGCGACUUCAUUACGUCGUGGCACACGGUCCUUCAAACGCGCCGCAAAAGAAACCUAAACUUGAUAACAUGAAUCGGUUUUAUACUCCGAGUCUCGAUUCAAAGAGUCUGAGUCACCCGCGUACCAAGUCUGUGCCUUCUUCUUGGGAGCCCCACGGCGAGCUCAAGGUACAUCCGAAAUAUCGGACUCCAUCGGACGGGGUUUGUAAAUAUUACUGCAGGAAUUACCCGGAUUAUCUCCGCGAGAUGCAAAUGGAGAAGUUACUGAAGAAGCAACGUGUUCUGCAUAAAACUGCCGAACGAAGUCCUGUGCAAGAGACGGACGGGGUCUUAGGAUGUGACCUCAGCGAGUUAGUUAAACCGUCCUCGCCCAAUAAGUACAACCAGGAUUAUUCAUUUGCGUGACGUACACAGCGAACCCGCGGGCUACGGGUUAUGUGAACGGUGGGGUCAUUUCAUACAGAGGGGGGAAAGAGACUGUCUAUAUGCUAAAGGAGUUAGGAGAAGCAAAUCCUACGCGAACGCCGGAGAAUACGGCCUAUGGCUCCCAGGCGGAUAACGACAGGGGCCUUGUCUCUGGGGCGACGAAUCAGACCAACGCGUCGGCUGAUUCACCAACAGGGACAACUCCAGUGAUUGUUCCCGUGUCACGCAAAACUUCGGGUGGAGACUUUUGUCACCAGGAGGUAGAGGACCGCUCGCGGUGGGUUGGGAGAAUUUACCAGAAUGAUAAUACAGUAGUGCAGCGCCAGGGAAAUGUCGCAACUCAACCAAUGGGACAAAACGACGUCCAAGGACAGACGUCAAAAACUAAUGUGAAUAGUAGUCCCGAUAUUUCUGUCCCUAAUAUCGACCAACCUGUUGUUGUGACAGGAUCUGUUCGUGUGGACGAUGCUGAUACAAAAACUGUCGACUCGCCGAUUGUCGUGGAGCAGGAUAUUGACAAUAGCAUUGGAAGAGAUAAUGGAGUAAGUCAAUGUGACGGCAUGACGUCACUGCUUUCUGUGCCCAUGCUCCACGCAGAGAGAAUCAGGACUUUGGAAGAGGGUUUUGAAGGAAAGGACGGCGACCUUUCCAUACCGGAAAUCAGAAUGAUUACGGCUACACCACUUCCGCCUGAUUAUGAAGCUUAGAUGAGGACUUUAGGCAGGAGUUAUGGGGUUGAUACGUACAGUUAGGGGACUGGGUCGGGUUUUUUUUCAGCGAUUACUGAAUAUAAUCCUCGUACAGAGCACAUAUACUUUCGAUGUAUUGUGAGAUGGGAGAGGCUCUCUAUUGGCAACUUCAUGUAACUGAAUCUGACGCGGCCUACCUGGUACUGAUAAACUGACCAGAAUUCCGACACAAAAUUUCGUUCAACCCCCGAGCCUUAUCCUGUCGUCCGGCAGAGGCGAAAUGGACGUGAAGAGUCUGAAGUCAGUGAGGCGCUGUCAUUGGUGCUUCUAAACCUCUUUAUAAUCUGUGUCAAUAAAAACUUGUAACUUAUUUA